Messenger RNA from Mercenaria mercenaria, 1349 nucleotides. Its product is annotated as queuosine salvage protein-like. The transcript has 5 exons. The record is from RefSeq and is a predicted model, not a curated record. Lineage: Eukaryota; Metazoa; Mollusca; Bivalvia; Venerida; Veneridae. Bases 147 to 1178 code for a protein of 343 amino acids.
UCAACAAUUUGCAUAUUAUAGGCUGCCUGGGACGGAUCCAGGAUUUGAGUGAGAGGGGGUUUAGGGAGAAGAUGUCUUUUCGCAAGUAUACCUCAUAAUGGUGCAAUCUGGCGUGUAUUUGAUAACGGCACUCCAGACGACUGCUUAUGAAAAGAAUGGGUGAUAUUUUAAUGCCUCGAGAUGCCGGAAAGUUCAUCUCGGGGGAAAGUAAAGACGUGAAAAUAAAUGACAGUGGUGUGCUUAAAGUGGCAAAAUUCAUGGCGGACUGUGUAAAAUCUGGCACAUAUAGUAUCAAAAGCUGGAAGCAGCAUGACCUGAACCCCAAAACUAUGGACGAAAAUGCACUUAACUGGAUUUUUGUUGCUGACACACUUAAUUUUUCGUUCUGGUCAGAUGACGAGACCAAAAAGUAUAUGGUGAGAUAUAAAGGAAAAGAAUAUACGGGUUACUGGUCACUUUGUGCUGCAAUGAAUAGAGCCCUAGAUGAAGGCAUAAAACUGACCGAACCAAAGUACUUUGCAAACAUAACCAAGAAAAAGUUGUCUGAAAUUUUACGUUCUGACUCCGAUUACGACAUUCCAUUGAUUGAAGAACGAUUUACGGUGCUAAGGGAGGCUGGUCAAGUGUUGAUGGAAAAGUACGAUGGAAGUGUUGUCGAACUGGUGCAACAAUGUAACAAGAGCGCUCAGACUAUGAUGAAGCAAGUGGUCAAAGAUUUCACUUCCUACAGAGACGAAACUGAGUUUGCAGGAAAGCAUGUAGCCAUCUACAAGAGAGUCCAGAUUCUAAUAGCCGAUAUCUGGGCGUGUUUUGAAGGUCAAGGUUAUGGAGAAUUUAACGAUAUAGACACGAUCACAAUGUUCGCCGACUACAGAAUCCCCCAGGCUUUGCUAUACUUUGGGGCCUUGCAGUAUUCUGAUGAGCUGUCAGAAUUCCUGAGAAAAGAACACCGUUUGAACUCUGGUGAAAGAUACGAGGUAGAAAUCCGUGGCUGCAGUGUAUGGGCGACUGAACUGAUCAACCAAGAGACCAGAAAAAUUAUGGAUGCCGACGCUGACGGGAAGAAGCUGUUAGUCAACUCGAUUCUAAUUGACCAUUAUUUAUGGGAUUACAGGCGAGACAAUGCUGACAAAAUGACAGACCUGCCAUUCCAUAAAAUUAGAUGUAUUUAUUAUUAAAUCCUUGCAAGCUGGCACUUGUAACCCUGGUCUUUCACUACCUAUUGUAGUAUAUCCAAUAGAUAAGAAAGGACUAGUUUGUGCCGAUUGUUUAACUGCAUAGUUCAUUUUUCAUACGCAUUUGUAACUUACUUCCGAAAGAAGUAGUCAGAAAUAAAACUUACAAACCUU